Messenger RNA from Lodderomyces orthopsilosis Co 90-125, 1161 nucleotides. RefSeq names its product TFIIH complex kinase subunit. Gene Ontology annotation, cellular component: transcription factor TFIIK complex; nucleus. Gene Ontology annotation, biological process: regulation of transcription by RNA polymerase II; regulation of cyclin-dependent protein serine/threonine kinase activity. Bases 1 to 1161 code for a protein of 386 amino acids. Gene Ontology annotation, molecular function: cyclin-dependent protein serine/threonine kinase regulator activity. The record is from RefSeq and is a predicted model, not a curated record. The transcript has a single exon. Lineage: Eukaryota; Fungi; Ascomycota; Pichiomycetes; Serinales; Debaryomycetaceae.
AUGCAACUACUGACUGAGUCAGAGAAUAUGAUUUCCAAAAAGCAGAGGAUUUCGAAUGAUGAUUUAUAUCGAAAUUCGACUCAAUAUGGAAUAUGGUCCUUCACUCAAGAUGAGCUAGCGAAAGCAAAAGCCAACGCAAAUCAACUGGGGGUAAUUGCGGCACGAGAAAGAUUUCAAAAAGCUUACAAUAAGGCUAAGAAUGAGAAUCCUGAUUCUUUUGAAAAAUUUCCACAAGAGCUAAAUGAAGAUAUGAUUAGCCUAUUGACACUUGAGGAAGAAUCCACGUAUCUAGAAUUCUAUAUACAAAACAUCACCACUACGUGCAACUUUUUCAAAAUGCCAACACAAGUGAGGCUAACAGCUGCUUCCUUUUUCAAGAAAUUUUACUUGGUCAACUCAGUAAUGCAUUACCACCCCAAAAAUAUACUAUACACCUGCAUUUUCCUAGCGGCAAAAUCUGAAAAUUACUUCAUUUCUAUUGAAUCUUAUGUGAAAGCACUCAAGGGAGUUCAAACGAAGGAUAUCUUGGACUUGGAGUUUAUUGUAUUGCAGAGUUUAAAGUUUACUUUGCUAGUUCAUCAUCCAUUCCGGCCCUUGUACGGGUUCUUUCUUGACUUCCAGGCAAUUUUGUUGAAUCCGAGCCCUGUAAUGUACGACGUAUCCGCCGAUACCAUUGGAAACCUUUACAAUAAAGCAAAAGAGUGGUUAAACAAGUAUUAUAUGCUCAGCGACGUGGCAUUCUUAUUCACUCCUCCACAAAUUGCUUUGGCAGCAAUGUAUGAUUGUGAUCGCAGAAUUAGUGAUAGGUACUUGAAAAGAAAGUUUUUGAAGGAUGACAAAGAGGAUGAGAACACAGGGGUGCAGGACAGUGUGCAACAAAAACGGAAGCAAGAUCAAGUUGAGACGCAUAACACCACAAAGAAGGUCGAAACGGAGCAACCUGAAACUGAGAACGGCUCCUUAUCCAAGCAUACAUCCAAGAGAGAACAAUAUGAAUCCUUGGUACGUACAAUACGGAAAUGUGCCAAAUUAGCCAAGGACUUACCAGUAGCUGAUCGUGAGAAAAGUAAGGAAAUUGAUAAAAAGUGUUUUUUUGCCUUGAAUCCAGGAAAGUUAAUUGACAAGCGUAUCAAAAGAUUAACAACAGAAAAGGCUUCGUAG